This is a messenger RNA of Lichtheimia ornata, 237 nucleotides long. Its product is annotated as protein translocase SEC61 complex gamma subunit, archaeal and eukaryotic. The record is from RefSeq and is a predicted model, not a curated record. Gene Ontology annotation, cellular component: Ssh1 translocon complex; membrane. Gene Ontology annotation, biological process: protein targeting; post-translational protein targeting to membrane, translocation. The coding region runs from base 1 to 237 and encodes 78 amino acids. NCBI's taxonomy places the organism in Eukaryota, Fungi, Mucoromycota, Mucoromycetes, Mucorales, Lichtheimiaceae. Gene Ontology annotation, molecular function: transmembrane protein transporter activity. The transcript has 3 exons.
AUGAGCACCACCAGCGCUGACAACGUCAAGGAUCAGGUUCAAGAGUUCGUCGAUGCACCAAGACAAUUCUUCAAGGACGGCGCACAAUUCAUCAACCGGUGUCGAAAGCCUGAUCAGAAGGAAUUCUUGAGAAUCACACAAGCCGUUGCUAUGGGAUUUGCUGCUCUCGGUGCCCUUGGAUACUUUGUCAAGUUGAUUCAUAUUCCUAUUAACAACAUCUUGGUGGGAUCCGCUUAA